CCCUCGAUUUUCUUCAACGACAACACCACAUCUUUGACUUCCUCGCAAAUUUCAAAGAUCCACCGAUAAGAUGGCAAAGAUCUCGUAUGUUCGCCCCUAUGCUCCCUUUUCUUCUGCUGCAGUUGGCGCCGUCGCAAUCAAUGCGAAUUGAUUGGGGGAUGAUGGCACGGAAUAAUGGAGGGAUUGAUGGAAAGACGGAGAGGGGAGAAGGUGAAUUGGAUCGAAGGAAUGUUACUGACGUGAAAUAGACGUGGUGCCCCUGGUGGCAAGCUUAAGAUGACUCUCGGUCUCCCAGUUGGUGCCGUGAUGAACUGCUGCGAUAACUCCGGAGCACGUAACUUGUACAUCAUCUCAGUCAAGGGUAUCGGUGCGCGUCUCAACAGACUGCCAGCCGGCGGUGUCGGAGAUAUGGUUAUGGCCACAGUCAAGAAGGGAAAGCCUGAGCUGAGAAAGAAGGUCAUGCCUGCUGUUAUCGUCAGACAAAGCAAGCCAUGGAGACGAACUGAUGGUGUCUUCUUGUACUUCGAGGACAACGCUGGUGUGAUCGUCAACCCAAAGGGAGAGAUGAAGGGAUCUGCUAUUACAGGACCAGUCGGAAAGGAGGCUGCUGAGCUCUGGCCACGUAUUGCCAGCAACUCCGGUGUCGUCAUGUAA
Molecule: messenger RNA, 654 nt
Organism: Cadophora gregata
Lineage: Eukaryota; Fungi; Ascomycota; Leotiomycetes; Helotiales; Ploettnerulaceae
Gene: RPL23A
Product: 60S ribosomal protein L23A
Exons: 4
Coding region: 277-654 (125 amino acids)
Biological process (GO): translation
Cellular component (GO): ribosome; cytosolic large ribosomal subunit
Molecular function (GO): large ribosomal subunit rRNA binding; structural constituent of ribosome
Source: RefSeq, a predicted model, not a curated record